Messenger RNA from Cryptomeria japonica (Japanese cedar), 795 nucleotides. RefSeq names its product pentatricopeptide repeat-containing protein At1g06140, mitochondrial-like. The transcript is spliced from 4 exons. The record is from RefSeq and is a predicted model, not a curated record. Gene Ontology annotation, biological process: RNA modification. Gene Ontology annotation, molecular function: protein binding; RNA binding. Lineage: Eukaryota; Viridiplantae; Streptophyta; Pinopsida; Cupressales; Cupressaceae. The coding region runs from base 1 to 795 and encodes 264 amino acids.
AUGACUAGAAGUAGAGGUAGAUGCCAUGGAAAUGGAUUUAAGCUUUUACAGAAAGAUAAACUAGAAUGGAAGAGGGUUGUGAUUGUUGAGCAGGUGAAGGGCCUGGUAUUUGUAAGAGGAGAGCUGAGGGUAGAUGUUGCACACCAUGUGUUUGACAGAAUGACAAACUUCAUAUUUGGAUUGCCAACUGGGAUGGCUGUUGGAUUUGUUCAGAAUGAUCAGGGCGAGGAGGCUGUGAAUCUCUUUCGAAGAAUGCUUAGAGAAGGGGUUAAGGUAGACUUAUUCCCCUAUGCGAGCACCUUAAAGGCUUGUGCAAGCAUUGCAAUUCUGGAACAGGAGAAGCAAGUGCAUCCACACAUUGCCAAAGUGGAAAUGAGAUGGCUGCCUAAGUUGGGAGUUAUCUUGUUGACAUGUAUCAAGACAAAUGCCAUAAGCUUUGUAGGAAUUCUCUUUUCUUGUAGCCAGUGUGGUCUCAUCGAUGAAGGGCAUCACUAUUUUGAUUCAGUGAGCCAAGAACAUGGCCUCAUUCCAGAAAUAGAGCACUAUGUUUGCAUGGUUGAUCUUCUUGGUCGUUCUGGGCACCUGGAUGAGGCAGAGGAAUUUAUCAAAAAAAUGCCAGUGAAACCAAAUGGAGCUAUUUGGGGUGCUUUUCUUGGUGCUUGCAGAAUCCAUGGAAAUAUAGAAAUGGGAAGACGGGCAGCAGAAUGUCUUCUUGACUUAAGAUCACAAGAUACAGGGUCGUAUAUUCUGAUGUCAAACAUAUAUUCCACUGCAGGAAGCGAUGAGCCUAAAUAA